CACCCGCGGCCGCGGGGGCCGGAGCGCCCCGCGGCUCCUGAGCGCAGGCCCCUGAGAUGUCUCUGAAAGCAGAAAGCCAUGCAGCCACAUCCACGCUGAAGAAACUCGCUGCAGACAUGAGCAACAUCAUCGAGAGCCUGGACACCAGGGAGCUCCAUGUGGAGGGGGAGGAGGUGGAUGCAGAGGUGCUCACUGACCCCAAAGGCACCGUGUGCAUUCCCUUCUCUGCCAUCUACCACACCCAUGGGUUCAAGGAGCCGGGCACGCAGACGUACCUCACGGGAUGUCCUGUCCGAGUGCGUGUGUUGGAAGUUGAACGCUUCACUUCCACCAAGAAGGUACCGAGCCCCAAUGUUUACACCAUCGAGCUGACCCAUGGAGAGUUCGUCUGGCACGUGAAAAGGAAGUUCAAGCACUUCCAGGAGUUUCACAGGGAGCUGCUGAGGUACAAAGCCUUUGUACGCAUCCCUAUCCCCACCAGGAGUCACACGGUGAGAAGACAAUCCAUCAAAAGGGGAGAGCCGAGGCAGAUGCCGAGUCUGCCGCACACGGCGGAGAGCACGGUGCGGGAGGAGCACUUCUCCAGCAGGAGGAAACAGCUGGAGGACUACUUGACAAAUAUUCUGAAAAUGCCAAUGUACAGGAACUACCAUGGAACAAUGGAGUUUGUUGGAGUAAGCCAGCUGUCAUUCAUCCAUGACCUGGGACCGAAGGGCAUAGAAGGGUUCAUCAUGAAGCGCUCCGGGGGCCACCGCAUUCCCGGCCUGAACUGCUGCGGCCAAGGGAGGAUGUGCUACCGCUGGUCCAAAAGGUGGCUGGUGGUGAAGGACUCAUUCCUGAUGUACAUGAAGCCUGAUUCAGGGGCCAUUUCCUUUGUCCUGCUGGUCGAUAAGGAAUUCAACAUCAAGAUAGGCCAGAAAGAAACAGAAACUAAAUACGGGUUGCAGAUUGACAAUCUCUCCAGGUCGCUGAUUCUGAAGUGUAACAGCUACAGACAUGCCCAGUGGUGGAGGCAGGGCAUAGACGAGUUCGUCCGGAAACACGGCAAGGACUUUCUGACGGAGCAUCGCUUCGGCUCCUACGCGGCCGUGCAGGAGAACACCCUGGCCAAGUGGUAUGUCAAUGCCAAGUGGUACUUUGAAGACGUUGCAAAUGCCAUGGAAGCUGCUAAGGAAGAAAUUUUCAUCACAGAUUGGUGGCUGAGCCCGGAAAUCUUCAUGAAGCGACCGGUGGUGGAAGGGAAUCGCUGGAGGCUGGACUGCAUCCUCAAGAGGAAAGCACAACAAGGAGUGAGAAUUUUUGUUAUGCUGUACAAAGAGGUAGAGCUUGCCCUGGGGAUCAACAGUGAAUACAGCAAGCGGACCCUCAUGCACCUCCAUCCAAACAUCAAGGUGAUGAGGCACCCAGACCACGUGUCCUCCUCCGUGUACCUGUGGGCCCACCACGAGAAGCUGGUGAUCGUUGACCAGUCGGUGGCGUUUGUGGGUGGCAUUGACCUGGCCUACGGGCGCUGGGACGACGACGAGCACCGCCUGACCGACGUGGGCAGCGUCAAGCGCGCCGCCGCCGCCAAGUCGGUGUCCACCGCCAACCUGGCAUCUGCAGCAGAGUCGACUGAACAUGUCCCACUGCAGCCUCAAACUCUGGCCCCAGAGAGCCAUUUGUUUGAGAGAAAUGCUGAUGAUGCCCCGGACACAUCAAAAAUGAAAGGAGUAGGAAAACCCAAAAAGUUUUCAAGGUUCAGCAUUUACAAGCACCUGCACAAGCACGGCAUGCACCACGCUGACAGCGUCAGCAGCAUCGACAGUGAGUCAAGUUACUCUAGUCCCACUAGGAGCCAACCGAAUAUAAUCCAGAGUUUAAGGCCCCAUCUGAAAAUGUUCCAUCACCACAGUGAAUCCAAACAGGGGCUCACUGAGCCUCGGGAGGAUAAAGGAUCCAUCCGUAGCCUGAAGACGGGUGUUGGAGAGCUGCUUGGGGAAACCAGGUUCUGGCACGGAAAGGACUAUUGCAACUUUGUCUUUAAAGACUGGGUUCAACUUGACAAGCCUUUUGCUGACUUCAUUGACAGGUACACCACGCCGAGGAUGCCCUGGCACGACAUCUCCUCGGUGGUGCACGGCCGCGCCGCGCGCGACGUCGCCCGGCACUUCAUCCAGCGCUGGAACUUCACCAAGAUUAUGAAACCCAAAUACCGGUCCCUGUCCUACCCAUUCCUGCUGCCAAAAUCUCAGCAAACUGCUCAUGAAUUGAAGUAUCAGGUGCCUGAGGCUGUUCCUGCCACAGUCCAGGUGAUCCGCUCUGCUGCUGACUGGUCUGCUGGCAUUAAAUACCACGAGGAGUCCAUCCACAAAGCCUACAUCAGCGUGAUAGAGAACAGCAAGCACUACAUCUACAUAGAGAACCAGUUUUUUAUUAGCUGUGCUGAUGAUAAAGUUGUCUGGAACAAGAUCGGUGAUGCGAUUGCUCAGAGGAUUCUUAAAGCUCACAGGGAGAACAAGCGUUUCCGAGUGUACGUGGUGAUCCCGCUGCUGCCGGGCUUCGAGGGGGACAUCUCGACGGGCGGGGGGAACGCGCUGCAGGCCAUCAUGCACUUCAACUACAGGACCAUGUGCAGAGGGGAGAACUCCAUCCUGGGCCAGCUGAAGGCAGAGGUUGGAGAUAAGUGGAUAAACUACAUCUCAUUCUGUGGCCUCCGAACAUAUGCAGAGCUGGAAGGAAAGCUGGUCACAGAGCUCAUCUAUGUGCACAGCAAACUGCUCAUUGCUGAUGACAACACAGUUAUAAUUGGCUCUGCCAACAUCAACGACCGCAGCAUGCUGGGGAAGAGGGACAGUGAGAUGGCCAUCAUCGUGCAGGACAGCGACACCGUGCCCUCGCUGAUGGACGGCCGGGAGUACCACGCCGGCCGCUUCGCCCAGUCCCUGCGCCUGCGCUGCUUCAGGGUUGUCCUUGGCGGCUCUGAUCUCAAUCCAGAACACCAGGAUCCUGUCUGUGACAAAUUCUUCAAGGAGGUCUGGAUUGCCACAGCAGCUCGCAAUGCCACCAUCUUUGACAAGGUGUUUCGAUGCCUUCCCAGUGACCAGGUGAAUAAUUUAACCCAACUGCGUGAUUUCAUCAACAAGCCCAAAUUAGCAAAUGAUGAUCCUGCAAAAGCAGCAGAAGAAUUAAAAAAGAUUCGUGGGUUUUUAGUACAAUUCCCCUUUCGUUUUCUGGAGGAAGAGUACUUGCUUCCCUCUGUUGGAACAAAGGAGUCCAUGGUACCCAUGGAGGUUUGGACUUAAGAAGAUCCAGACUGCUUUACCUUUUAAAGUCUUGUUCUCAGGAGAGAAGUUAAUGAAAAAUACGGAAUUUUGGAAAGUAAAAGAGUAAAAGCUUCUCCACCAAGCUCAUGAGCCCUUCUGAAGGAUUUUGGUAGAGUAACUUGAAGCAAGUCAACACUAGCAGACAAGAGAAGCAGAAAAACUUGGAAAUGAUGGCAGAUGAGAAGUGUAACCUCUGGAGGAGUUACUUCUUCAGGCAUGUUCUGAGCAUCUAAAGGAUGCAGGCUGCUUCCUAGGACAGGAACUGACUCCCAAUCGAUGUUGUCACCACUGCCAGCUGUGUCCUGUGGUUGUGUUCAUACUGUGAUCGUGCUGUGGCUGCACAGGAGUCAUGGGCUGCGUGUGCUGCUUCUCAGGCUUUGGGUGUCUGCACCUUGGCUGGCUGGAGUUCCCCAUCUCACACCAGCAGAGCACGUUGUGCAGCCCUGCCACUGUUGGCAAGUGCCAUUUGCUGCUGCCUUGGGCUGUCCUGCAGCUUUCCAAGUGUGGGUGUUUCAGUUCUUACAGAGAAACAGACUAACAAUCCUGUACCAGAAUCAGCAUUUCAGUCUCUUCAUCCCUUUGGGAGAAAAAAAUCCUCUUCCUACUGCAGCUGGAGCAAUCAGCAGCCCUCAGGCUUGGCAGAGGGCAGUCUCAGUGGAGCUGCUGGAGAUCACUGGAGUUUGCUGGUCUUUGCAGGCACAGCACAUCAGCUUGGUCCCACUGAGCGUGACUGUUUUCCUCAGGAGAGGAUCAAGGUUCCAGCUCAAGCCUGAGGUGUCCAGAGCCGAGGGAAACCAAGGCACUGCAUGUAACUCGAAAGCCAGCAUGAUCUGAACCAAGCUCUGCACUCUGCUUGUGUGUUUAGCCUGCAGCUUAUGGGUAGAUUUUCAUUUCCAUCCCUUUCCCCCUAUUUAAAAGAAGGCAAAGGCCGUUAAGCUGACACCAGGCUCAGACUGAGCUGGUGUGUGGAUUUGUAGAUGAGGUGAAUGCAAGGGGAAGGGGAGCAGGGGGCAAAGCCUUGUCUCUGCUCUGCUUUGUUACUGAACCAGCCACAACCUUGAGUUCAGUCGUGCAGGAUGUGUCUUCCCAAGCAGAGGUAGAGCUCAGCAUUGCACAUUCCUGUUUUCCAUUGCUGUAAGAAGGUUUCCAAAGCUCUUUUGCACCUCCCUGUAGAGAGAAGCAGCAGUUCAAUCAGCAUCCUGGGAAAAACACUACAGUUCCUUGGUUAGGACCUCGUGUGGUGGGCACCAGCCUGGGUCUGACCCCAUGC
This is a messenger RNA of Ficedula albicollis (Collared flycatcher), 4575 nucleotides long. RefSeq names its product phospholipase D1 (gene PLD1). Gene Ontology annotation, biological process: phosphatidic acid biosynthetic process; regulation of microvillus assembly; cell motility. The transcript is spliced from 27 exons. Gene Ontology annotation, molecular function: phosphatidylinositol binding; D-type glycerophospholipase activity. The coding region runs from base 57 to 3284 and encodes 1075 amino acids. NCBI's taxonomy places the organism in Eukaryota, Metazoa, Chordata, Aves, Passeriformes, Muscicapidae. The record is from RefSeq and is a predicted model, not a curated record.